GGCACUCUCCACAGGGGUGAGGGUCACGCAAAGACACUUUCCCAGUGGGUGGAAUCAAACAGAGUGACACCUCCCCUAGGGGUGGGGACAUACAGGGAGGGUCUCGGGCGGGAGGGAGAGAAGAGAGAGGAGACAAAGAAAGACUGCCCGCAGUGGGGUGGUGGGGACACGGAGGGAGACUGCCCUCCCCGGGGGGGUGGGGACACGGAGGGAGACUGCCCUCCCCAGGAGGUGGGGACACACGGAGACUCCCCCUUGGGUUGGGGGUGUUGGAGGUGAAGGGGCAGAUGGAGCCUGUCCCCCGGGGGGUGUUGGGGAUGUUGCGGGGCCGCUGGGCGAUGCUGGGCCCCGGCGGAAGGGCCUUCCUGCAGGUGCUGCUGCUGUGCGGGCUGUGUGUGUCCGCUCUGGGCAGCGGCCUGAUGGACCGGGUCCACACCGAGCUCGGCUACGGGCACUACGCGGAGCGGCGUGUGGCCUGGCUGCCCCGCUUCCUGGCCAUGCCGUGUAACUGCCUGGUGAACCUGGGCUACAUGGGGCUGGGGGCCUACUGGCUGCGGAGGGAGGCGGCGCCGGGCCCAGGCCAGGCCUACCGCCAGGCGGUGUUCGCCUGGAUGGCGCUGGUGUACGGCCCGGUGCAGUGGGUCCGCCUCAGCAGCCAGGCCCAGCGGGCGGCCGCCCUCGAUCAGUGGCUCACGCUGCCCAUCUUCGCCUGGGUGCCGGCCUGGGUGGCCGAGUUACUGCGGAGCCGGGGGCAGCGAGGUCCCCGGGGCUGGGCCUGGGCCUGGGCCUGGGCCUCGUCCCCGCUGCUCACGCAAGCCGCCUCGGUCUGCAGUUACGGCCUGGCGCUGGUCCACCGCCGGGGCUUCGAGCUGGCCCUGGGGGCCCACAUCGCCGCGGCGGUGGUCUCCGGCCUGGCGGCUCAGUCCGCUCUCGGUGGCCGGGCCUCCCGCCGGCACCUGGUGCUCGCCAUCGCCUCCUGCUGCGGCUUCGUGGGCCUCAAGCUGCUGGAGCAGCCCCUGGCCGCCUGGGGCCUACUGCCCGCGCCCCUCUCCGGCCACUCCUGCUCCAAGGUCUGCGACAUCCUGCAGUUCCACCACAGCUUCUGCUUCCUGGACCUCCUGGCCCGGGAGAAGGAGGCGCGCCGGCACCGCUGAGGGAGGGGAGGGGGAGAGGUGCUGCAUCUGCGUGGCGCCGCCAGCGUCCGCACAGCGCCCAUCCCCGCGAAUGGGGGGGGUGGGGAGAGAUCCAGGACCCCCUCCCCUCCCCUCCCUGUCAGAGUCACUGGAUGUGAAGCUGGAAGAGCACAGCAGGUCAGACGGCAUCCCAAGGAGAAGGAAUGUCAACAUUUUGAGUGGACAGCUUUUGUUAUUAAAUAAGAAACCAACAUGGGGAUGCAGCAACUUGGUGAAACUCCUGUAAUUCCCAUGCCUCGUCUACCGAGCUUGCACCUCUUUAGACUGUGGGAGGAAACUGGAGGAGUAAGAUCGUGGGAUGCUACUUGUGCAAGUUAAUAGUGAUUUGUAAUUCACAGAGUAUCUCUUCCUCAUCACAAGUUAAUAUUGGUUGCACUUCUUUGGACUGUGAGAGGAGACUGGAGCACCCAGAGGAAAUCCACAUGGACACGGGCAGAACAUGCAAAAUCAACAUAGACAGAUGUCUGAGGGUGGAAUCGGACCCAGGUGCUCUGAGGCAACAGCGCUAACCACUGAGCGUAAUUAGCCCAGAGGUAAAGUAACAUCUAUGUCACAGCGAUGAUGGACAUUCAUAAAUAACAUCAACAUGUGUGGUUAUUUCCCCUGUGAGCACAAAAUGAUGACCAUUACCAAGUGUGUUCACAGUAUACCUGUUGAGGUGUCAUUGUCCAUGAAUACAUUCUUUUAAACAUGAUUGUUUUAUAUAUUUGAUACAGUAAACAUAACAGAUAAUCUUACAUGUUUGUAUUGUUAAAUGAAAAUGUGAAAAUAUGAAUAACUUUGUACAUGUUGGAAACUAUGUCAUGUAUUUGCAGGUAUCCUGGUAUGCCAAUCAUGAAUUAAACAGUGAACAAUGA
Messenger RNA from Chiloscyllium plagiosum (whitespotted bambooshark), 2050 nucleotides. It is a transcript of the gene tmem187, whose product is annotated as transmembrane protein 187. The record is from RefSeq and is a predicted model, not a curated record. Gene Ontology annotation, cellular component: transport vesicle. Lineage: Eukaryota; Metazoa; Chordata; Chondrichthyes; Orectolobiformes; Hemiscylliidae.